AUGACGACAAGAAGCGUUGGCAAGCAAGCCGUGACGACGACGACGACCACGACGACGUCGUCCUCCCACAACGUGUCUCAGCAAGACCUCGGGGACGGCCCGUCGAACCCGGCGUCGCCUCGCUCGUCAGUCACCAACGCCGGCGGCAGCCGAGAACGCUCGCACUCGCCGCACUCCGCAUCCAGAGUGUCGCGAAUCCAAGAGAAGAACAACCUUGCCUACCUCAACGAUCGCCUGGCUAAAUACAUGGACCACGUUCGUCACCUGGAGUCCGAGAACAGCAAUUUAACCGAGCAGGUCAAAACGAGCCAGGAGAUCCACACUUGGGAAGUGGUUAGCGUGAAGAUCCUUUACGACCGCCAGCUCGCCUAUGCACGCCAUUCCGUCGACUUGACCGCGAACGAAAAGGCCAAACUUCAGCUGGAAGCUAAGAAGUUGCAAACAAAGGCCGAAACACUGCAAGCCAUACUCGCCAAACGAGAGCGCGAGGGGUCCGUAGCCGAGCGACGGGUGACGUCGCUACAGUCGCAAAACGUCGACCUCCAGGAACGCCUGAACCAGGCGCUCGCACAACUCAAGGAUGCCGAGGAGGAACGUGGUGCAAUGGCAAAGAUGCUUGAGAAGCUCCGCAAAGAGCUUGAGGCAGAGACGCUGCGUAACGUUGAGCUGCGUAACAGGGCCAUGACACUCUCCGAAUUCCUGAAUUUCCUGACGCCUCUCUACGAGAACGUUUGGAGUUCCGAUGCCGGCGCUACUCACAGCCCUCCGUCGGACCUUGUGAUGCGCAACCAGCAGUGGCCCCACGGAGAGCAGAUGAGCACGGCGUUGCUCAGCGCUGAUGGCGAGGAGGUGAGAGUGCCUUCGGUUUUGGUUUUUUGCCACUGUAGCUGGGCUGCAUAA
Molecule: messenger RNA, 900 nt
Organism: Ixodes scapularis (black-legged tick)
Lineage: Eukaryota; Metazoa; Arthropoda; Arachnida; Ixodida; Ixodidae
Product: lamin-L(I)-like
Exons: 4
Coding region: 1-900 (299 amino acids)
Source: RefSeq, a predicted model, not a curated record